Chiroxiphia lanceolata (lance-tailed manakin) is the source of this 2050-nucleotide messenger RNA. RefSeq names its product 5-hydroxytryptamine receptor 5A (gene HTR5A). Bases 188 to 1255 code for a protein of 355 amino acids. The record is from RefSeq and is a predicted model, not a curated record. The transcript has 2 exons. Lineage: Eukaryota; Metazoa; Chordata; Aves; Passeriformes; Pipridae. Gene Ontology annotation, cellular component: plasma membrane. Gene Ontology annotation, molecular function: G protein-coupled serotonin receptor activity. Gene Ontology annotation, biological process: adenylate cyclase-activating adrenergic receptor signaling pathway.
CAGGGCUGUUCCUGCCGGGGAUGAAGCCCCCGGCGCCGAGCAGCCGGGAGCCCCCGCGCCCGGCGACACUCGGGGCGGCCGGGGACCCCCCGCGCCCGCGGUAGGGCGGCGCUUCUCCCCCCCGCCCCCCCAAUUCCCAGCGCGCUCCCGCCGCCACCGCGCCCGGAGGAGCCCGGAGCAGCCCGGCAUGGAACGCCCGCUCAACCUCAGCUGCUUCGCCGAUGCGACGCCGGACACCGGCAACAGGAGCGGGUCCCCUGCCGGCCCCGAGAGCGGCCAGGCCCAUCUCUCCGUCUUCAGCGUGUUGGUCCUCACCCUGUUGGCCAUGCUGGUGGUGGCCACGUUCCUCUGGAACGGGCUGGUCCUGGCCACCAUCCUCCGCGUGCGCAGUUUCCACCGGGUGCCCCACAACCUGGUGGCCUCCAUGGCCAUCUCCGACGUGAUGGUGGCAGCGCUCGUCAUGCCCCUCAGCCUGGUGCACGAGUUGUCUGGGCGGCGGUGGCGACUGGGCCGGUCACUGUGCCAGGUGUGGAUCUCCUUCGAUGUGCUGUGCUGCACCGCCAGCAUCUGGAAUGUCACGGCCAUCGCACUCGACCGCUACUGGUCCAUCACCCGCCACCUGGAGUACACGCUCCGCACCCGGCGCCGCAUCUCCAACAUCAUGAUUGCCCUCACCUGGGCACUCUCUGCCUUCAUCUCUUUGGCCCCGCUGCUCUUUGGUUGGGGAGAGACUUACUCAGAGGACAGUGAAGAGUGCCAAGUCAGCCAGGAACCUUCCUACACCAUCUUCUCCACCUUUGGGGCCUUCUACCUACCCCUGUGCGUGGUGCUCUUUGUGUACUGGAAGAUCUACAAGGCUGCCAAGUUUCGAAUUGGAUCUCGGAAGAGUAAUUCCAUCACCCCCAUUACACCAGAAGCCCUGGAGGUAAAAGAAGCUGCCCAGCAGCCGCAGAUGGUCUUCACUGUCCGUCAUGCCACUGUUACGUUCCAGACAGACGGAGACACGUGGAGAGAGCAGAAGGAAAAGAAAGCUGCCCUCAUGGUGGGCAUCCUUAUCGGGGUCUUCGUGCUCUGCUGGAUCCCCUUCUUCAUCACAGAGCUCAUCAACCCACUCUGCUCGUGUGACAUCCCACCCAUUUGGAAGAGCAUUUUUCUAUGGCUGGGCUAUUCAAAUUCCUUUUUUAAUCCACUCAUCUACACUGCUUUCAAUAAAAACUACAACAAUGCCUUCAGGAACCUAUUCUUUAGACAGUAGUGAUCAGAAAAAGCUUUCCUGCUACCCCAGGAAGCUGAUUUCAAAUGUUAAUGAUUCCUGACAAAUUCCUGAGGAAGUUCAAAGCCACAGAUACUGAGGUGAUGCUAAAAAUGCAUCCCCAAGGGUUGUACGUCCCAGCAACAGUCCCAACAGUCCCAUUUUCUAGUCAGGCCCUCCAUCCCAGCCUCUAAGUUAGUUGCUAUUUCUCCUGCAAGCAGCAUGUAAGGGUUUUUCUGUCCAGCAGCAUGGCAUCCUUGCUCCAGUGCCCCGCUCUGUUCCUCCCACCUCCCCAGUGACACACUUGUCUGGUGGCAGCAGUGGUGCAGAGGAAUCCACUGGCAAAGAGUCAGAUCUGAAAUGUUGUUUUGGCCACUGCUGGUCACUUACAGCAUUAAUCAACUUUGCCCCAUGUGCAAUGAUAGGACACUUUAAUGUCAGGAGGUUUUGUGAUUACAUAUGAAGCUACAUAUUUUAUGGCUUGGCUGAAAACAUAGUUCAUGUUGGUUUUCACCCAUAAAGACUGAUAAGUGCUUGUAUUUGGGGAAUAAAACCCUUGCUAAGGGUAAGGGUACCAAGCCUCUUCUCACAUACUUUAUGAACAACAAAUUGCGCUAUUUGCUGUUGGAUUCUAUGUAGCAAGUUUUUUUAAAAAAAUACUUAUUGUGAAGUCUUAAUGCAUGGUGUACUCUGGGAUGAGAGAGAAUGCAUGGGAAACUCACCUCUCGUUCCCCAAAUGCUGUGUGUAAGCAUCUGUCUCAGACCUUUACGUUCAGAAAUACCAGCUGUAAAUGUUAA